UUGGCGAUAGCUGCAAUGAAAGAGCUGGAGAGGAAGCCCGCGCCUCAGUGACGUUCAUUCUCCAUCAGGGAUCUUUGUUUUGCAUCGCUUCCCAAUUUGCAUUUGUUUCUCAGGUUUUCCAUACGACGCUCCAGCCGCCGAAAAGCCCCGAGCGCGCAAAGGCGCAUUCCAACAUUGGGGAAUUUGGAAUAGUUGAAGCGGGCGCGAGCUGAAAGAAGGAAAUUACAUGCGUUCGCCCCGCGUCCCAGACAACCACUCGCGGAGACACGUGCCAUAGAGGUAAACAGCAGAAAGAUUCGCUCGACAAAAUUCACCUCGCGCUAUCGAUUCAGCUGAAGAUAAAGUAGCCACGGUUAGUUCAUACAGCAUGUCGGAUGUAUUACCGUAUAACGAGGACAAAAUGACUCAUUAUGGCAACGACGGGGACGAGGAACACCUUUCCUUCACCUGCCGCCUCCAAGACACCAACAACUUUUUCGGUGGCAACCAGAAUAAACGACCACCAAAGCUCGGGCAGAUCGGGAGAAGCCAAAGAGUCAAUGAAGAAGAAAACGAUGGCCAAGCACUGGACAAGAGCACAGAGAAAUCCUCGUCGGCGUGAACGGACCCAAAGACUCCUAACCUCUCUGAUGUGUAUAUCCAAAGACAUUGUGAAGAGGCUCUCUCUCCCAUCUGGCGACAAGCACUCCACACAUUCUCCUUUCCCUAACUCCAUUGUCCAGGGUUUACAGUGUGACGGGGCAGCGGACUGAACCGGCGGUCCGGAAGAAUGGCCCAGGGGGGCUUGAAGGAUUACUGUGUUUUCCAAACUAUACUCCGAGAUAUGUGCAAUGACAGGGUUCGGUCUCAUUAAAGAGACUGGGCUCUACUUUUCUUUCUUUUUUUUAUUAUUAUAAUGAAGCAAUUUGAUAGACUGAGCAGACGGUACCAUUAACAUCAAACCAGUAUCUUCCCGCUUAACCCAGUAGCCUACUGGUGGUGUUAAUGGUAUACUAGCAAUGUCCACCUUUUCUUCCACAGUGGACCUCCAAAGAGGUUUCACCAUGUAUGUAAAAAAACAAAACAAAGCUAUUUAUUAAAUCUUUGGAUACAUAUUUUGCAGUGUUGAAGGUUGAGCAAACGUUUUAUAUAGUAGACCGAUGACGAGAAGUGACUUUUGCUUUGGAUAAAUGUUUUGUAUGUAGCUUAACUGUGAUUCUCGUGAUCUGCUUCGUUUCAUUUGAUUCGUUUGAUGUUCGGAUUCGAUCUGGAAUGUCAGUUUAAAGACAGUAACCUUAUAAUCUUAAAGUAUAUUUACUGUAGAUGUGCCAAAUUAUCCUGAGAGAAACAUAUAUUUCUGUGCUUUCUUCACGGGUAUAUUAAUAUUGGGUGGUCAUGUUUACAGGGCUCUUUCAUACUUGUGAUGUAUUCUAGUCAUGCAUGACGAACCUCAAGACCUUAAGAACGUCUUCUUGAAUAUAACGUAUUUAUCUCACAGAACAUUUCUACGGAAUAUCUGUUAUAAUAAAGAUUUUGAGAAACA
Rhinichthys klamathensis goyatoka is the source of this 1522-nucleotide messenger RNA. RefSeq names its product calcium/calmodulin dependent protein kinase II inhibitor 1 (gene camk2n1). Bases 368 to 601 code for a protein of 77 amino acids. The record is from RefSeq and is a predicted model, not a curated record. NCBI's taxonomy places the organism in Eukaryota, Metazoa, Chordata, Actinopteri, Cypriniformes, Leuciscidae. The transcript has 2 exons. Gene Ontology annotation, biological process: negative regulation of protein kinase activity. Gene Ontology annotation, molecular function: protein kinase binding; calcium-dependent protein kinase inhibitor activity.